AUGAAGGCUGGGCUCCCAGACGGUCCUGCCACGCCUUCAAGCCAGAGCAGAUCCCAAGUGGUGUCUACACUCACAUCAAACUUUGCCUUUGCCACCAUCGACGCGUUGACCUUUUCAGUCCGACCUGCAUCGUCCGGAGAUGUGGCGUACUAUAAGCGUCUCACCGCGUUGAAGGAACUGGAUCCUGAUCUCAAGGUCCUCAUUGCUAUUGGCGGAUGGACCUUUAACGACCCUGGUCCAACCGCGACUACCUUUUCCGAUAUUUCAAGAUCGGAGAAGAAUCAACAGAUGUUUAUCAAGUCGUUGAUUAGUUUUAUGACUGUCUAUGGCUUUGAUGGCGUCGACCUCGACUGGGAAUACCCCGUCACCAAUGAGCGCAGCGGGCGCAAGGAGGAUUACGCCAACUUUCCCAAGUUCAUUGCCAAUCUCAAAAAGGCUCUCAAGUCGAGCGGCCGUGAUGAGCUCUCUUUGACUCUGCCGGCGUCAUACUGGUACUUGCAAUACUUUGACAUUGUCAGGCUGGAGCCUCAUGUCGAUUUUUUCAACAUGAUGACCUAUGACCUCCAUGGAACCUGGGACAAGCCUAUCAAGUCGAUUGGGCCAUAUCUCAACGCCCACACCAACCUCACCGAGAUUGAGGAUACAAUGACCCUUCUCUGGCGCAACAAGAUGGAUCCUGAAAAGAUCGUUCUGGGCACAGGUUUCUACGGCCGGGCCUUUACGGCCUCCAGUCGGGAUUGCCUUAAGUCUGGAUGCCGCUACGAGUCUGGAGCACCGAGGCAAAAGUGCAGCAACGAAGUCAGCGUCAUGAUGAACUCUGAGAUUAUGGACGUCAUCAAGAGGACAAACGCCAAACCCCAGCUCGAAAAGAAGGCUGCCGUCAAGACUCUCGUGUUCGACGAUGACAAUUGGGUUGCCUAUGAUGACGAGGAAACUCUCAAGAUGAAGGUCGACUUUGCCAAGAAGCAGUGUCUAAGCGGCGUCAUGGUCUGGGCUGUAUCUCAAGAUGAUGAAGACGGCACUUUUUCAAAGGCCAUUGGCAAGGCUGCCGGUCGCAAGUUUUCUGAGUCUGGUAUAGGAGGUCCUCAGCCGGUCACAGAUGAUGGUUUGGACGAGAAGGAGACCAAGCAUGCCCAAUGCAAAUGGACCAACUGUGGACAGUCGUGCCCAUCCGGUUGGAUCCGCAUGUUGCGCAAGGACGACAAAGCCCGCGAGAACGAGUACAUGGUGGAUGAAACCGGUUGCUUCGAGGGUGUUCAUCAACUAUGCUGCCCCCCAGAGGGAGACACCCCAACAUGUGGCUGGUACACGCAUCACAAUGGCAAGUGUAAGCAGCAGUGCCCCGAGGGCACAUUUGAGAUUGGAUCUCUCAGCAAGCACUGUCGCAGCAACUACCAGUCUGCGUGCUGUUCCACUGGCAGUAGCAACACCAAGCUCUAUGACCAGUGCUUCUGGACUGAAGGUCCCAAAUGCGACAAGUUUGCCUGUGCUCCCGACUUGGAAAAAGUGGCUUCAUCUUCCACGGGUAGUGGAGGUGCUACUUGCGAUGCUCGUAACUGGGGCCCCGAGACACCGGAUACCUUGCAGGAACGCAAGUGCUGCGAGAAAAAAGACGAGAAUCAACGUUGGGGAGACUGCAAGUGGUACGACAACGUCGGCCCUGGUGCUCCUGAAGACUAUGACAGCUUCUGCCGUAGCGGCUGCCCCAAUGAUAGGGUCAGAGUCGCCAUGGACACCUUCUGGAACACUGAAAAGGGCGUAGGUGCUGGCUGCCUCGGAGGGGCAAAGUCCAAGUGCUGCCUCCCCAAGUCAACAACAAUCACCAAACGCGAGUCUCCGCAUGAUCCUACUUUGAGGGAUGCGCUGGCAGCGUUUGUCCAGCGUCCCAUAUGUGAGAUUGACAGAGAAAUUGGUGGUAUUGGCUUGGGCGAUGGCUGGUCAAAACGGUCUCUUGACUUUCAGGAAAUUUCUGUAGGAAGAUCUCACAAUGUUCACCAACAUGGCCAUGGUAACCUCUUUGGACGCCGAAGCCCUCAUCACGGCCAUUCCCACUCGGCAGCACUCCAGGAGAGGCGGGAUGAAAAGGGCGCUGGGACCUACGACAUACAGCUGAUCAUCUCGCUGAUGUAUGUGUUGUUGCAGGGCAAGGCAACACUGAACCAACGAACGAUAUGGAACGAUGAAGUUGUACCGGAAUUCCCGAGUCUGGAAUGGGGGAAGCUUGCCAGGUUCAUCCAGAAGAUGAAGAUGAUUGCCACUUAUGGCUACCAUCAGCUGGCGGACCUCAUUGUCUGCAACCUCGCCGACUGGAACAAGAUGGUCUCGGGCAAGGAAGAGAAUUGCGAGUGCAGCACCGUGUACUGCUGCCCAGGCGGUGGCGACUAUUGCUCAAAGGGAGAAAUAGAGGACUUUGAUCGCAGGGGUGUCGAUCCUGGGCCCGAGAAGAGUUCUGAUACGCAUGGGGUAGCCUAUCAGCAUCUGGAGGAUCGAGCGGCAGAUGAUCCAUUGCCAGGUCAACCAAGGCCUUUCACAAUAACGUACCCCGAUGGGUCUACGGUGGUGAUUCGGUCCCAGGAGUAUCCUCUGGCAGGGCAAAGAGACUGGCCUGCAGGACAUCCCAUCUGGACUUUGGUUUACAUUCCUGCCAACACGCCUGGUUGUGUUGAUGUCUAUCCGAUUAGAAUUACGAUUACGUCCAACGUGGCCGGCGUGAAUAUUGAACACAUCGUCGAGCUCAACACCAUCGCAAGGUUCCUCACAGCCGCCUUGGCCAGCGGCGCCAUCAGAGAAGACCUUGUCACCGGAACCAUGUUUUUGGACUAUAAUCUGCCGCAUCUAAAUGGCCAGACUCUGACUGCGUUUGACAACGGUGUCAUACCGACGGAGCCACUCAGCCGUAUUUUUCACACGCUGGGAAGUAGUGACAACCGCGGUGUCUUUGUACUACUAAACCCAGGCCUGAACCAAGUCAAGACAUGCAUCUGGAGGCGAGAUCUUAACUACCGCAGAUGCUGGUAUAUGCGAGACGGACCGAUGGAAGACCUUUUGAACAAUUUCGACAACAACGAGGAGUUUUUGCUGGUCCUCCGCGAGGUUAUCACGGUCAUCAACUAUCUGGCGGCCGAUGAAGUUUGGAGUAGAAUCUUGCACAUCAACAGAGGUCUCCGCCGAGAGUUUGAUUACUUGGAGCAGUGGGAGAUGUCUUUAUUGCCUCCAAACCAGCCACGGUCUCAAAUUGUCGGGGCGUGGAACCAAUUCAUAGCCAACGAGUUGCGAGCGAUGGUCAAUUUCGCACGGGACUAUGUGCAGACGUGGGUGCGCAACGCGCGGAAUAGAUAUCGAGGCAACAAUGAUGAGGAUGUCAUCUUGUUCCUCGCAAGGCUAAGCACGCUCCUACGGUACGCCCUUGAGAUGAACUUGCCGAUACAUGAGCUCCUAAAUUAA
Fusarium keratoplasticum is the source of this 3444-nucleotide messenger RNA. RefSeq names its product Chitinase. Gene Ontology annotation, molecular function: chitin binding; hydrolase activity, hydrolyzing O-glycosyl compounds. Lineage: Eukaryota; Fungi; Ascomycota; Sordariomycetes; Hypocreales; Nectriaceae. The transcript has 8 exons. Gene Ontology annotation, biological process: carbohydrate metabolic process. The record is from RefSeq and is a predicted model, not a curated record. The coding region runs from base 1 to 3444 and encodes 1147 amino acids.